GCUGUUUGUGUCAUUACACGGGACCAGUGAGGGAUGGCUGCAGCCCGCUGGGAGAAGCACAAUCAGCCCGGCCAAGCCUCCCGCGGCAUCCUGACAGCCUCCAACCUCCUCCAGCCUGUGCAACAGCCUCUGUUCUGCCUCCUUGCAGCCCAGUGACCUCCAAGACCCCUCCAGCCUGUGCAGGAGUCUUGAAUCAUCCAGCAUCAAGUGGGACCGCCUCAAAUCCUGCUCCAGACAGGGCAAGCCUCUUGGAUCCAUCAUAACAGCCUUCAAUCCCUCUUGAGUCUGUGCAACAACCUCGAACCCCAUAGUGCCCACCACAGCAGCUUGCAGUCCGCCUUCAACGGGUGCAACAGCCUUGAAUCCGCCAGCGUCCAGCACAACUGUCUCUAGCUUUCCUGAUAGCCUCAAGUCCACCAGCAUCCAGUUUGACCGCCUUGAUCCCACCUAAGCCUGUGCAACAUCUUUGAGUGCUCGUGCUCCACCAUUCAGCGUAAUAGCCUUUUAGCCUUGAAUUCUCUACUCAGUGAGACGACGUAUAUCCUUCCAUCCGGUGCAUUAGCUUCAAAUUCUCUUCAGGCUAGUGCAAUAGCUUCCAGAUUCCUGUCAUUCAUUGCAACAGCCUGUACCACUUCAGCCAACGCUAGUUACACCAUCCAGUGCAAUAAUCUCAAAUACUCAGUCACUGCCUCUGUGACUGCUGUCAUCUCGGAGCCCCCUCCCUGUCACAAAAGAGACAGUUUUCAGUAGCUGCGGCAUCAAAUUUGUCACCUUGCCUUCAGGAAACAAUGGAGGUACGUGUCCCUCGGAGGAGCCCCAGUUACCUCUCUGGUCUGUAUGAGAACAUGCUAAGGGCUGAAGAAACAUUGGGUCCAGGACGGUGGCAGCCGGAGCACCAGCCAUUGCGUGGCAGCUCCAGUCUGAGCACCCCACCCAAGAGGGAGCCACAACCAAGUCAUCUUCAGAGCAGCACAACUAUCAGCUGUGACCCACACCUGCAGCCUAUCAUACGCCGACGAGCCAGGUCUUUGCCCACUUCCCCUGAGAGGUUGAAGAAUACGGCAGCACAAUGCCGUGUUCCUGUGUGCAAGAGAAGCCGCAUAAACCGGGUGAGAUUUGCGGAUGCAUUGGGCUUGGAGCUGGCUGAAGUGAAAGUCUUUCAAGUUGGGGAGGACCCAUCCAUCCCCUUGCAUGUCCUCUCCAGGCUUUCCAUCAACUCGGACCUUUGCUGCAACCAGCUGGAUAUGGAGAUCACCAUGCAGUGCUUGGUGCCUGACUUCCAGCAGCCUGUGGACUGUGUGGACUUCUCCACCCGCCUUCAUCAGCAGCUGGUGUGUCUAGAAUGUGUGACCAGCUCAGACCUAGGGCUCAGUGGCACUAUCCAAGUUCUCAAUGUGGCCUUCGAGAAGCAGGUGUCUGUGCGCUACACCUUCAACCAGUGGAAGAGCGUGCAUGAAGUGUGUGCUCAUUGGCACAGCAGCAAUCCUCAGGAGGAUGGGAAGGGCCAAGCUGAUGUCUUCACUUUCUUUCUCCCCAUGCCUCCUUUCCUCCUGCAGCUGUGCUCUGUAGUCCAGUUUGCAGUGAGAUAUUGUGUCAAUGGGCAGGAGUACUGGGAUAACAACCAAGGUAAGAACUACAGCUUCACCUGCAGGAGUCACCUUCUCAAGAUGCCUAGGGAAUGUGAGGAGAGCUGGAUCCACUUCAUCUGAGCAAGAAGAAGAUAUAUGGAUAUGGAAUGGCUGCAGUGGCCUUUUCUUCCUUGGUGUUCCUCUCUGCUUCUUUGACACCACAGAAAUCCUUCAAGAGGCAAAAAUGUUUCAAAAUGAGAGUAACAAGUGAUCUGUACAAAACAUUUUUGUAAGAGCUUGAGAAAGGAUAAAGGGCCAAAAUCUGCAUGGAUUUACAUCCCAGGAGACUUCAUGGGAUUCAACGAGAUUUCAUAGACAGAAAUCAGGGCAGAACUGGCUCAAAGGAACACUGUCAGGCUAAAUAUAUCAAAGGGAAAAUUAUGUGUUACUAAUAAUACUUUACAUAAACAAAAAAGUUUAAAAUUCCAACUUAUUUGUCACCAUUUUAUACUGUUUAAUUUUUUGCACUUAACUAACUGGAAAAUAGGUUAGCUUUACUUUUUUUGUUAUAGAUUUGUUUGUAGUAUUACACUGGUUCUUGGGCAUAAUUCCAGUGCCGCAAACACUGGGGUGCAAACACUGCAGGGCAAUGUUUAUAUCCAAAUUAUUUGUAUUCCUAUUUAAACACAUAAAAAUAUUUCUAUUGAUAUUUGGUUUUAUAAUUAUUUAACAAAAUCUAACUAUUGAUCUGAAACUACCUGAUGGGGUCCCCAUAAAUAAGGUUUUAACCUGAUUCUUUUUCUUUCUCUUAUUAUUUUUAAUCUCCAGUGCUUGCCAUUGAUACAGUCAGAGUGAUUCUUGCUAAGAUGUGUUUCUUAAGCCAUAAGGCUGGCCUCCUUGGGGAAGGCCUGAUAUUUUCAAGGUGAGGUUCAAGCAGUUCUCUGGAUAAAGUUUUAAAAUAUAAACUUGUUCUUUUCUUGCAUAACUAUUUUCACUAAACAAAACCAGAGCAGUUUUGCACUUUUAAUUGCAUCUUCCACCAGAGGAUCUCAAAGCCCAAUACAAAUGUUAAUGAAAAAAGCCUCACUGCCCCUGUGCGUGAGACAGGUAAUCGUGCCUAUUUACAAAUGGAAACAGACACAAGAGGUUGAGUGCCAGGGGCACACAGUGAAUCAGUUACAGAACCAUGGAACAGAGCUCAGGAGUUGUGAUUCCUAGCCCUCCAUUCCAAUACCCUAACUAUUACCAUAGUAUUUUGAAUCCUAAAAUUAGCUAGUUCUGAUCUUUUUUGACCAGUGGAACAAGAAGGAGGCUCCCUCCUCUUUAGCAAAAAGUGGGGUCUUCAGGGAGGGACAGUGGCAUGGCUGGUAAAUCCAUGUCUGCUUGGAUCCACAGGCAGAAGUCUCCCCUCUGUGGGAGUGGGAACACAGCAACCACUUGGAGAGAAUGGCCUUCUCAGUACUUAGCCUGUUGCUUUGCCUCUUUGUUGGAGAGGAUUUGAUCCUAUAAAAUUUUUGUGAUAUAUGCAGGGUUCAGUUUGGAAAGUAAAUGACAUCUACAGUUAUGAAAAUAUGUGAAAAACUUCUCAGAUAGCUUGUUAAUACAGCCUAAAUAUUAAAAAGUGACUCAUGAUCUUGGGUGCCUGAAUUUGGAGUGCUCAGCUAAAGGCACCUUAAAGGGGACUGAUUUUCAGAAGGCAGGUGCUCAGCACUUUCUGAAAAUCAGGGCCCCUUUAAGGUGUCUCAAGUUGGAUAUGAAAAAUUCAAGCACCAAAAUCAUUAAUCACUUCUGAAAAUUAAGGCCAUAAGCAACACACACAGCCAGGUGUAUACUAGUACAGAUAUGCACACACCUGUGUUAUUCCAGUGCAGCCUUAUGUCAUUAACCGCCUAAGAAGUGAUUGGUAUCCAACUACUGUGCAACUUAAAAUGUUAAUGCUUUUUUUAAAAAAAGUUCAUUUAAGAAAUAAGAAACAAUUACUUUUUAAAAAGUGCAUACAUGAAAUAAUUGGACUGGAAAUGUCAUUCUAACCUUAAUCAGUUUUGUUUUUUUAAUUAAGCACUUUUAACAUCCUGUCCUAACAUUGAUUUUAACAAAGUGGACAAUGGCCUCUAAAACUUGCUGUAUUGACCUAAAGAGCUUAAAAACUGCUCUUUUAAAUGUACUGUCUGGUACCUAAAGUCUCUAGGUAACUCUCAGAAUUUCGCAUUUUCAAGUUUCAGCUGUCAACCACCAGCUGAAAUUGACAAGGGACAUUUCCCAUUCUCCUCUGCUGGUUGCCAAAUAUUCAAUACAUGUUAAAAUAUAAAAAUCCUAUAGGGGGAACUAUCCCAAUUAAUACCAUUAGGAGGCAGAUUUGACUGGUGGAAAGACCAGAGAGUGGCAAUCUGAAAAUCUGGGUUCUGUUCCCCACUCUUCUACAGUUUUCUGUAUGAUUUUGGGCAAGUCAUUCAACCUCUCCAUGAUCUGUUUCUCUUAUGUAAAGUGGGAAUAAUACCCACUUUUUAUAAUGGUUUUGAUAUCCUUGUAUAGAAGGUGCUCUCUACAGUAACUGCAUUAUAAUCUAUAAUAAGAACACAUACAGAAUGUAUAUCAUUUCAAUAUGACUUGAUUGAUUAUUAAAGUUAAUAUAUUUAAUUGGCUGACAAACUUGAAACCAUCAUAUAUCUAGUAUUACUGCACAAGUCAGAACUAAUAGACAAUUUUUCUUCCAUGAAAUUAUAUUCUGAUCAAUUGGGGAAACAUGUUAAAGCAUAUUUCUUUAAUGAAAUGUUUCCCCCCAGUUUAUAAUACGGUAGCAUAGCCUUAGGGUGUCUGAUUCUCAGUUACUCCAUAGCAGAAAUGAGAUAAGGUGGCAAACGUGCCUUUAGGCCGCCUUUGAACUAUCUGUAUUUUCGGUAUUGCUGGGGCCCUGCUCCUAUGGGUCCUGAAAAGCAGAGAACAGCCAUAGUGCACUUUGGCUACUCACCCAGCACUACCCCUACUAGGUCUGGGAGGAGGGCCAGAGUAGAGCUGUUACGACAACUCUUCAUUGACUGAGUAGGCCCUAUAGGAAGGAGGGAUUUUCUGCUCUCUUUAAGGCCCCUUUGCAUUGCUACAUCUGUGUUGAAAGGGACUUGCGGUAAUUGAGAAUCCCUUGGAAUCCGCUGUCCUAAUAUAUGUAAUUUUUUUUUUAAAUCAACAAUUUCUCAGCUGACAGCUAACAACUGAAAAUGAUAAAAGUUUGCACACAGUUGCUGUUUUUUAUUUGACAGGGUGUUAACAGGCCAAGGGCUUUCAAAACUAACCUAAACUCUUUUGCUCAUUUUGAUUUUCCUAGCUCUGCAAUGGCAAAGUAUGCAAAACUUUUAAAAUCAAUCAGACAUCCACACUGCUCAGUGUCUUUUGAACUGCACCAGCUUUUAUCUUUCAUUUUCUAUUUUUAAAAAAUUGCCAGGGCUGGUUCAGUGGUAUAUUCUAGUAAUGCAGUGUGCUGUCGUGCUAGAAGGAAUGGCCUACAAGCUUAAGCUAAAGGGUUGAAAGCUCUGAACCACCUGGAACUACAGAGUUGGAAGUAGAGGGUUGAUUCAACCUUCUAUAUGAGGCAGUUUUAUUAAGUACUGCAUAGUUUAAUGUAUGUAGGGCUUUUGAAUACAGCCUUCAAAACUGAAGUCCUGGCUGCUUCUAGACAUUAGAGAUUACCUGGUGGUUGGUAAAAGUGGAGAUUUGCCUCAGUCUUCUGGCCAAAUUUCAGAUUUGACAAGACAGAGCCUCCAAGUAUGCCAGUUAACCUUUGCAGAGUCAAGAACUGAAACAUUGUUGGGCCUGGUAUGUGUCCAGCUGGUUAAAAAAUAAAUAAAGCUAGAGAUGGAACAUGAGAAACCCUCAGGGGAAAAUAAAUUAUAUCUAAACUUAGUCUCAAACCUAUUUUUUACAAGAACUGAAAGUUAAAAGCCUAUGCAGCUGCUAGUAAGUGCUAUUGAAAGCCUAGACUGGCAGGAUAAAAUGUAAAACUGAAAGGGGAAAGGCUUUUGCAUAGCAGCUGAAGAAAAAAAAAACUAGAAAAGUUUAAGGAAUUUUGUAAAAAUAGCCAUCUAUUAUUAAUAAUAUACAGCUAGUUGUACAUUUGUCAGUAUUUUCAUUGUAGAUGUCAUGUAAUAACAACAAACAAUUCAAGCUUGGCUAACAUAGCUUUUGUUUUUGACACAAACCCAGAAACUAUAUUGUUAUAUAAACAGGUGUACAUUUCUGGAUUCUUUAUUUGUAUAUAACAUGUCUUAUACCUUGAUAUACAGUGGUAACAUAAUCAUCAUGAUAGGCUAAAACUGGUCAAAUAAUUUAGAAUUAGCAGGGGGGCAGUCCUCAUAAUAAACCAUUCAACAACUAAAACUAGGAUUUUCAAAGGAGUGUAAGGGAAUCAAGUGUCCAGGUUCUGUAGAAAAUCACAGCCAAAAAGUCAUGGAGACCACUCCUGUAAGUUGUUGAGCACCUUUUGCAAAGUGCUGAGAAAACUCAACUCCAGUUUAAGCUAAUGGGAAUUGACUGUGUUUAUCACUUUGCAGGAUAGAACCCACCGAUUGCAAAUUAAAUUGGACCUAUGUAUUUGACUGUGUUGUUCUUUAUAUUUUGAAUUGCAAAAUGUUUGAGUGUUGCAACCUACAAUCCUAUGUACAUAGCUGUAAAAUCAAUCUGAAUUUCAAAACAAAAUUCACACUUCUAAAAUCAGUGUUAGCCUCAUGGAAUUUAACAUUGUGGUGUUUAGGAAAGCUUACAGGGUAGUUAAAAUUCCCAUAUUGAAUGCUUACAAAUUGUUUUGGUAGGGAAGAGAGAGGGAUUUCUUUGAAAACAAUCAUUCAUCAAAAUUUGCUGCCUGUAUUGCAUUUCAUACUAUAAUUUGAAUUUGCUUCUCAGAUAGUUUGCUUUGGCAAAUGCUACUACUUAAGUCUCUGCUUGUGUGCCUUUUGUUCUUUUAAACAAAGAAAAACAAAAAUCUAAGACUUGAGUAAUAUGACUUACUGUUUCUGCUAAUGUACUGUAUUAUUCAGUACAAUAUGCACUUUAUACAAUGAGAGUCUGUCUGACUAUCAGAGGUGCCAAGCAUCUGUCCUCCCACUGAAUUCAGCUGGAGUUGUAAUUACUCAUCACGUCUGAAUGUCAGGCCAGCCCUGAGUGUAGAUCUUUAUUAUAAAUGACUUCAAGCUACUAGCAAUGUUUUCUACAAAUUGUGUAUGUAAAUUAUUUCCAAUUACAAGGAUGCUGAGUUAAACUACCAAGCUUCCCAUUGUAAAAAAACAUAAUUAAGGUUAAGAUUCUGUCAUUUGUAUUUUCAGUAAACAAAAAUUCAUGGAAGCCCACAACCUGUCCCUGACUUCUACUAAAAAUACCCUGUGGAGGGAAGAGGGGGAAAUAGAGUGCUGCCGGGGCUUGCAGCUGCUCUAGCCCUGCCACUUCUCCUUCGGCAGGUGCUGACUGCUGCUGCUCUGGUCCAAGGGGGGAUGACCCAACCCCAGCCAUUGUUCCAGCGUCCAGGGGCUGUCCACUGAUCGGCUGUUCCGGUGACCUCGGGGCUGGCCAAUAGGCAACUGUUCCAGUGGCUGCUGCUCCAGCAGCCCCAGAGCUGACAGCUGCUCCAUCUCUGCCCCAGAAGAAGUCAUGGAGGUUCUAGAAAGUCACAGAAUCUGUGAGCUCCAUGACAGAAUCAUAGCCUUAAUUAUAAUUUCUAUAUUAGUCUUUAUUAUAGCCUUAAAGGUCCUGUACAGUAUUAGAAGAAAAUGAAAUGCAGUAAUACUUGGGAAAAUGAUCUGCAAAAAUGCCACUGUGAGGUUCCAAGUUUAGAUAUAAAUUGUGUCUUUAAGGCACACUGCCGGGAUCUGAGAGGCAAGCACAGUGCUCCUGGGAUUGCACUUUGAAAGGGUACAGCAUGCUUCCCACCCACUUUCCCUGUCCUCCAGGUACAGGUCAGAAUAGUGGGGUAUUAACACAAUCUGUGACAGCUCUUGUGUUCUGCAAGUAUAAGGAUGGAUUGUGUAUAGCCCUGGUGCAGGGAUGCCAGGAAGAGUGGAGGGCUCUGGGGGUAUCCACAUAAGGCUGAGCACAAUCUAAUCCUAAAACAUAUUGUCUCUCAGUGGCUCCAGAUUACAUCUGCUCCCUUUCAGUCCAACUGCGUACCCCUUACGAUGCAAAACACUUUCUCACUUGAGUAGUCUCAUUCAAGUAAUUGGGACUACUCAUGUAAGUGUUUUCCAGCGUGAGUAAGAACUAUUCAACUGGGCCUUUAUUUUUUGUCAGAAAAGUAAGCAGAUGAAAUGGAAUACACUCAGGAAGCACUUACAUUGAGCAAGGAAGUGCCACUUUUACAUAGUCAUUUUUUCUGAUCAUAACUGCUUUUCUUCCAUUUGUAAGACGCACUGAAUUGCCUUUAGGUAAAUCACUAGAAAUCUUCCUUUUUUGAGUAUUGAACUAAACACCAGUUUAUCAUGGAUGCUACUAAAUCCCAAAGUUUACCAUUGGUUUAUGGUAGAAAUACACUGAUGGCUUCCACUGAUAGAAAUUCUGCUAAGUGUUAGCAAAUGUUUAAAAAAACCUUAGUGUGAGUGCAGGCAGUGCACAGUAAUAAUGCUGCCAGAUUAUGCAAAGUUGAGGCUCUCAGUUUAAAGGUUACGUCAUAUAUAUUGCAAUGUCUAGAGGAGAGGGUAGAACUGAAGUUGUAUGGGCUUUCAACAUACGGUAGUUUUAUGUCUCCUCCCUUCCACAGCACUGAAGGAAUUUACACAUGCAAAACCUCAGUAUUUGCCCACUAAUAUGCAAGUCCAAUUUUGCCUAUUAGUUUACAUAGUUUGCACUGCUGGAUAAAUAAAAGCUAAAAGUAACUCUUAUUAAAUUAUCUGUAUAACACUGCUGACUAUGUGGGUUGAGUUGGCCCAGGAUGAAGUAGAACUGAGAGCAGUCUUGCUUUAAUUUGAUGUAUGAAGUGGCUUUUCUUUGAGGUGCUUCUAAGUGGAUAAAUAUUCACACACUACUAAUAGUUUCUAUCACUGCAUAUGAUAUAUGACAUACUCCUACUUGUAUAAUUUUUCCUUACACAUAUUCUGAUCAUCAGCUGGUUUUGAGCUAUCCAGUCCAAGAUCUGUACGUGAUGGGUACAUAGCACCUCUUGUUGCAUUGUGAAGGCAAACUUGUGACCAUUUUUGUAAAUUCACAGGGCAACUAAACUUGUUUACAUGUGGUAUCUUCAAAUUCAGUGUUUCCCAUCUCAUAGUACAAAUUUUGUAAGAGUGAAUUCUUCACAGACAGAUUGCCACAUAAUGCACUUAAAAAAAAAUCAAAUUACUGUGUAUUUAAAAUGUUCACAUAGUAACUGAAUGUCUGUUAGUUUACAUCUUGCAAGGAUGUUUCAAAUUCAUUUUUUAAAUUAAAUGUGGAAUAUGUGUCAGUGAGAAGAGAAUAAAGGCAUUGUCAUUAUCAGUAAAAUGUCUCAUAAUACUGUACAAAAUAAAAUGGAUCACAAAUUUACCACUGCACUAAAACAAAAAUACUUUUGCUUUGGUAUAUGUAAUAAUGUUUUGUGUAUAGCACAUAUUAUGUAAAAUGCUCUAUCCGUUUAAAAUAAAUAAUUUGAAAUUUAUAAUUUUACUAUAAAAAUUGUGAUUAUAAAGCAUUCCCUUUUCACUGUUUUAUGUUGUUGGUGGUCAAUGAUACUUUUGUUGUAUGCAAAUACACAGUGUUUGGAAAUCUCAAUAUGCAGUUAGCACUAUGUUGUUAUUAAAAGAAUGAGAGACUCAGGUUACUCAGAAAAUAAAUAAGAUACAACCAAUUCAAAUAAAGAUGGAAAUUUCAGUCACAGCGGGCAAGAUCCACAAAGGGGACUUAGGCUCAACAUAGCAAUGCCUCAUUUUAAGCAUCCUGCUGAAUCUUCAGUUCUGAGUUAGAUUUUCAGGAUCUCUUUUCAAUGCAUGAGGGGAGUUAGGCUCCUAACCAGGGGAUUCAAAGAAGCCGGCAAGCUGAGUGAGGAGCUGCCUAAGCUAGCCAGUAGGAGAGGGUUGGUGUCUAAGCCCUACCUCUCAAAGGGAGUUAGGGUCCUAAGUGUGCUGGAGGGAGGCACCUAUUUUCACUUGGGAUUCACAGCCAAGAACCCCUCUCGGAGUUGGGUGCCUGAGACAGGUCAGCCCUUUCUCACAAAAAAACAAUUGAGAGUUCCAUACACAGAGCAGCUGUAGGACUAGUCUUAAUGUCUAUGGAAGUAGACAAGAACUCACUCUUCUUCAUCACAUAUACAGCCUAUUUAUGUUGGUAAUUGGUGCCAAUGAGAAAAAAGAUAAAUAGAUGCUAGGAAAUAUCUGGGAUAUGCCUACAUCUUUUUUAUUUCAAUGUGGCACUACUGUUUCUUAAACUGCUUUACCUUACUAGACAUCUACUCAAGUUCUGUUUGUAUUACACAUACUAAUGAUGUUAAUUUCAGUUAAGGAAGAAUUGCACUAUAUUAUGGGAGAAUUGCACAAUAAUAUUCUCGUAAACCUAUACACAAUGGGGAGGCAUGUAAAUUAUUUUUUGUGUAAUAUUUAUCUCUUGGUGUACUCUUUGUGCCUAGCUAUCAGAGGAUAUUCUGCCGUUAACAAUUUCCAUGAUAUGUUAGUUUAUAUUCCAGGCCUUAAAUAUUAUUUGAUGUAGUGUUUGUGAAUAUGAAUUUACACAGAUGGAGAAAUCUUGUUUCUACACUAAUAAACAUUGUGAUAAUGCAGAACAGCAAAAUAAUAGAAACAAGAUGUAGUGAGCCAACUCCCUGUCCCACUGAAGCCAGUGAGAGUUUUGCAACAGACGUUAAUGAGAACAGAAUUUGGCCCAUGUAAAUUGCAUACAUUUUGCAUAAGUUUUAUGAAGUUAUACUAUAUUUUAAACAAAUAUUUUGGGAGGGUUAGUAUACUAGCUUUUUUAUCUUUUAAGGUCAGGUGAGGGUUCAAAUUUGCCUGAGACCCUUAAAAACUUUACCCCGGUUAUAUUGAAAAUAUAUUCCGUGCAGCUUUCCCCCCAACCAUGAGCAUCCAACUUUAUUGUCUCCCUAGCUUUUACUGGAUCACAUUCUAACUCCUUGCAGUUUUGCCCCUACCUGUGUCUCCUCUUUCCUUCUAAUCUUCCCUCUGUACUUUUCCCAAUCUAUACUAUUGCAAUAUUUCUCAUAGCAUAUUGUUUUCUGUCACAUGGUUCUUCAAUAUCUAUCCACCUAGGGUAUGUUAAGAUACUCUUAGUAUGCACAGUGAUUACUUUAAAACUGUAAUAAUUACAAAAUGCAAAUUUAGAUUUAUCCUCUAUCUGAAAUGCCUUUCCCUCAACACUGAGCAAACACUUAUUUCAGAUAUGUCAUGUGUAUGUAGAUACAAUUAAAUAUUUGAGGCAUCAACUGCAGGGCUUCUUGUAAUGCAAAAGAACAACCUGUAAUUAAUUGUGAUGUAUAUCAUCAAUAUACAUUUUAAUCAGCAUUAAUAACUCUGACAUUGCAUUGUUAAAUUUAUUCGGAGAAGAAAAUAUUGCAAAUGACAGACUAAAUAAAUGAUAGUAUUUACAUUACUCUAGUUUGCUUAAGAAUGUCAGUUUCACUUUGCAGUUUCACUUUGUAAUAUAAAAAUUUGCAUUGAAGGGGGGGAUGUAAAUUAGGGUGCUUUUAGAAAUACAUAGUGUCAUAAUGCUGUCUGUAUGACUCUCCUCUUCCCCUUUUCCUAUGCUACUGCCCCAUGAACAGCUCAUUAUUUAGUGCUCACAUUAAACCAGAAUGGACUUUA
Malaclemys terrapin pileata is the source of this 11320-nucleotide messenger RNA. RefSeq names its product protein phosphatase 1 regulatory subunit 3D (gene PPP1R3D). Gene Ontology annotation, molecular function: glycogen binding; protein phosphatase 1 binding. The record is from RefSeq and is a predicted model, not a curated record. Gene Ontology annotation, biological process: regulation of glycogen biosynthetic process. Gene Ontology annotation, cellular component: protein phosphatase type 1 complex. NCBI's taxonomy places the organism in Eukaryota, Metazoa, Chordata, Testudines, Emydidae. The coding region runs from base 789 to 1709 and encodes 306 amino acids. The transcript is spliced from 2 exons.